This is a messenger RNA of Procambarus clarkii (red swamp crayfish), 695 nucleotides long. The record is from RefSeq and is a predicted model, not a curated record. NCBI's taxonomy places the organism in Eukaryota, Metazoa, Arthropoda, Malacostraca, Decapoda, Cambaridae.
AGUUGAACAGUGUGAGUGUGUCAACAGAGUUGAACAGUGUGAGUGUGUCAACAGAGUUGAACAGUGUGAGUGUGUCAACAGAGUUGAACAGUGUGAGUAUGUCAACAGAGUUGAACAGUGUGAGUGUGUCAACAGAGUUGAACAGUGUGAGUGUGUCAACAGAGUUGAACAGUGUGAGUGUGUCAACAGAGUUGAACAGUGUGAGUGUGUCAACAGAGUUGAACAAGUUGAACAGUGUGAGUGUGUCAACAGAGUUGAACAGUGUGAGUGUGUCAACAGAGUUGAACAGUGUGAGUGUGUCAACAGAGUUGAACAGUGUGAGUGUGUCAACAGAGUUGAACAGUGUGAGUGUGUCAACAGAGUUGAGCAGUGUGAGUGUGUCAACAGAGUUGAGCAGUGUGAGUGUGUCAACAGAGUUGAGCAGUGUGAGUGUGUCAACAGAGUUGAACAGUGUGAGUGUGUCAACAGAGUUGAGCAGUGUGAGUGUGUCAACAGAGUUGAGCAGUGUGAGUGUGUCAACAGAGUUGAGCAGUGUGAGUGUGUCAACAGAGUUGAGCAGUGUGAGUGUGUCAACAGAGUUGAGCAGUGUGAGUGCUGCUCUGGAGUAGGGUUCGAACCAGGGUCUGGGAGGAGUAUUGUAACCUCGCGCCAUAAGUCUUCACGAGAGCUCUUAGCAUCCAACCAUAAUUUGGCGG